Messenger RNA from Cucumis sativus (cucumber), 1881 nucleotides. RefSeq names its product trimethyltridecatetraene synthase. Gene Ontology annotation, molecular function: heme binding; monooxygenase activity; oxidoreductase activity, acting on paired donors, with incorporation or reduction of molecular oxygen. The record is from RefSeq and is a predicted model, not a curated record. Lineage: Eukaryota; Viridiplantae; Streptophyta; Magnoliopsida; Cucurbitales; Cucurbitaceae.
CCUUUCCACCAUCACCAAACAUCUCAUUCUCUUCUUCCACUACUCUUCACUUCUCUCUUCCUUAACAAUGGAAAUGCAACCAACCCCUUCUUGCCUUUCAUACAUAACUCCUUGGAUAGCCACUCUGGCCAUCCUCCUCCUCUCCCGCCGUCUCCGCCGCCGCAAACUCAACCUCCCACCUGGACCAAAACCUUGGCCCGUGAUCGGAAACCUCGACUUAAUUGGCUCUCUGCCUCACCAAUCCAUUCAUCAACUCUCCAAAAAAUACGGCCCCAUCAUGCAUCUUCGUUUUGGAUCAUUCCCCAUCGUUGUCGGGUCCUCGGUUGAAAUGGCAAAGCUUUUCCUCAAAACACAGGAUCUCAAUUUCGCGUCGCGCCCGAAAACCACGGCGGGAAAAUACACAACUUAUAACCAUUCCAAUAUUACUUGGUCUCAAUACGGCCCUUAUUGGCAGCUUCGUAAGAUGUGUUUGAUGGAGCUUUUUAGUGCAAGAAGACUUGAUUCAUAUGAGUAUAUACGUAAGGAAGAAAUGAAUGGUCUGAUUAGAGAAAUUUACAAGUCUUGUGGUGAAGUAAUUAAGGUUAAGGAUUAUUUGUUCGCGGUGAGUUUGAAUGUGAUAAGUAGGAUGGUGUUGGGGAAAAAGUACACGGAUGAACCAUCAGAAAGUGGGAUAGUUAGUCCAGAUGAGUUCAGGAAAAUGAUGGAUGAGUUGUUUUUGCUGAAUGGUGUGUUGAAUAUUGGGGAUUCAAUUCCAUGGAUGGAUUUUUUGGAUUUGCAAGGUUAUGUGAAGAGGAUGAAAGGUUUGAGUAAGAAAUUGGACAGGUUUCUUGAACAUGUGUUGGAUGAACAUAAGGAAAGAAGAAAGGGAGUUGAGAACUAUGUGGCUAAAGAUAUGGUGGAUGUUUUGUUGCAAUUGGCCGAUGAUCCUGACCUUGAAGUUAAACUUGAAAGGCAUGGAGUCAAAGCUUUUACUCAGGAUCUAUUAGGAGGAGGAAUAGAGAGUUCAACAGUGACAGUAGAGUGGACAAUAUCAGAACUAUUAAAAACACCAGAGAUCUUGAAUAAAGCAACCGAAGAAUUAAAUAAAGUAAUUGGAAAAGAAAGAUGGGUAGAAGAGAAGGACAUGAUUAACUUACCAUACAUAAACGCCAUAGCCAAAGAAACAAUGAGACUACACCCUGUAGCACCAAUGCUAGUGCCAAGAAUGGCUCGAGAGGAUUGUCAAGUUGCAGGGUACGACAUAGCCAAAGGCACACGAGUCCUUGUGAAUGUGUGGACCAUUGGGAGAGACCAAACAGUGUGGAAAAACCCACAUGCAUUUGACCCAGACAGGUUCAUGGAAAACAACUGUAUCGAUGUGAAAGGGGAAGAUUUUGAGCUUCUGCCAUUUGGGUCUGGAAGAAGGAUGUGCCCUGGGUAUAGUCUUGGUCUUAAGGUUAUUCUGUCAACUUUGGCUAAUUUAUUGCAUGGGUUUAAUUGGAAAUUGCCUGGGGACAUGGAGAAGGAAGAUUUGAAUAUGGAAGAAAGUUUUGGGCUUUCUACUCCUAAGAAAUACCCACUUGAUGCUGUUGCUGAGCCAAGACUUCCUCCCCAUCUUUACUCUUUGUUAUGAAUCAAGAACUUUGUUAACAUGUGUAUGGCUUAAAUUAAGAAUCUUUAUUAAGCUUUUGGAUUUGAAAUAUAAGAUUCCUUCAUGUAUAAAUGUAUUGGUUUGAAAUAUGCAUUCAAGUUAUAUCACUAAGUGUAUCGUGCUGUAAUAAAUCAUUGAGACUUGUCAAUGUUACUAGUACGCACGUUUAGUUGUUGAUUAUUGAGACUUGUAACAAGUAUUAGUAUUAACGUUUAAUUAUUGUCAAUGCAAAUAUUGCUCAAUUGAUAUUC